This is a messenger RNA of Dibothriocephalus latus, 249 nucleotides long. The record is from the annotation of a GenBank genome assembly. NCBI's taxonomy places the organism in Eukaryota, Metazoa, Platyhelminthes, Cestoda, Diphyllobothriidea, Diphyllobothriidae.
AUGCGUCACGUGGCCAACGAGAAAGAAGCCAUUAUGCGUCGACGGCAUGAAGAUGUGGCCGAAGAGGAAAAACAGAUCUCGGCCAAGCGCUGGAAGGACGCUCUGGCUAAACCCAACCUCGACUACAGUGACAUUUUUGACCACGUAUAACUCUGUUGUUGCAGCGGCAUGUCGCCUGUGCUAACCAAGAGCACAGCCCAGUUCAAAUCCCUGACGCCAAACUUUUGUCUGGCAUAUUUUGAAGGUUAC